Paracoccidioides brasiliensis Pb18 is the source of this 1008-nucleotide messenger RNA. RefSeq lists its product as uncharacterized. The transcript is spliced from 3 exons. Bases 1 to 1008 code for a protein of 335 amino acids. The record is from RefSeq and is a predicted model, not a curated record.
AUGCCUCCCGAUAUAAACUCCCUCCCCCCUCCACGCUCAGUAUUUCGCUCUCCUAUACAGGUCCUCACCAAUGUGAAUUCGUCAGACUUAUCCCCUGGCCAAUCGACCUCUCCCCGUUCCCCCUCUGUGUCUCUCGCUGCUGCUGCUACCAUGAACGCAACGGACCGUUCAAGACGAUCUUCAACGAGUAUGAACCGUUCUCCGCAGGCAAACAGGGUGCACGAGCGCCGCAGGUCCAUUGUGCCAGUGAAUCUCAAUUUGAAUGAUCCGACUUUACCCGGCCCCGGUGAACUAUCCAGUAGUGAUCACCGUUCAUCUAUUGGAAGUGUCUACAGAACCCAAAGCCCAACCAGCAUCGCGGGAAACCCAAUAAUUGCCACUGGUGAUCCACACCACCAAAGAGCACCAUCUCUUGGCGAAAUACAUCAGGAGUUGGAGCAAGAACAGGAAGCGCAGGUGAACCGACUUCUACAAAUGAUUCGUUUACAGCAACAGCAACUCCAGAGACAACAACAGCAACACCAGCUGUCCGCCGCAUCAGGAACUGCCAUCGCUGACGAUUCCACACCACCAUCCGAACCCUACCCUUUAAUGCCCAUUUCACUACCGCCAUCCCGAUUCUCCACUCAAUUCCCAUCCAAUCUCUCUAGACGCCGUAGUUCCGGCCAUUCUCCUGCCCUCACGCCUCAGAAUAUAGACCACGAAACUGGCAUGUUUGUAGACUGGUCGACGGUGGGUGGAGAUAGCAACGGACGGCGUGGCAGCCGUGAUGAAGCUUCAUAUUACCAGGCAGAGACGGCAAUGUUAACGCGGGAAAAUCAAAUGCUGCGUGUGAGGAUUCGGGAAUUAGAACGCCAGGUUGCUGAGCUGAGUUCGUCGGCUGCACAUGCGCCUUCCACGGGAUCGCCUCUGUCCAUGUCAGAACCUGUACCCCCCACUCCAGUUGUAGCGGAAACAGUACCGCCGCCCCAAGCGCAGGAAGGCACAGGAGAUGUAGAGAAGUCUUGA